This is a messenger RNA of Pistacia vera, 2190 nucleotides long. Its product is annotated as pentatricopeptide repeat-containing protein At2g17525, mitochondrial-like. The record is from RefSeq and is a predicted model, not a curated record. Lineage: Eukaryota; Viridiplantae; Streptophyta; Magnoliopsida; Sapindales; Anacardiaceae. Gene Ontology annotation, molecular function: protein binding. The transcript has a single exon.
CACAAGAGAGUUUGCUAAGAGCAAUGGGUGAUAAAUGUGGAAAGAGUUCUAUUUUGAUGAAAGGGUUUUGUAUAAACUCCAUUACAUCACAAUUUGGAUUAGUCAACUAAACAUGAAAGAGUGAUUUUUUUCUUCAUUUUUCAGUUUUGAAUGGACUGAACUGAAGUCUUGUAAAUUCUUUUUAAGUUGUGAAGUAACGAAGUAUCGACUCUGAAACACUCCAAGCAGAAGUGAGUCAGUUAAGAAAGUCGUAAUUAACCAUUGGAAAGAGCGUCCAAGAACUCCCUCAAUGCUCAAUAUCUCAAACCCUUUAAAGCUUACGCUAAUAAAAGCUACUGCUUGUCUAAACCCACUUCUCACCUCGCAAUCAAAACCCAGUUCCUCGUCAUCCUUUCCAGUGCCAACUCACGAACAUAUAGCCCGUCUCAUUUUAGAUCAAAAAUCAGCCUCCCAAGCUCUUCAGACAUUCAGAUGGGCUUCAAAAGUCCCAAAUUUCACCCACUCACAAUCCACUUACCGUGCUUUGAUCUACAAAUUAUGUGCAUUCCGACGCUUUGACACCGUCAAGGAACUGCUUGAUGAAAUGCCCCACUCAAUUCAAUCACCCCCGGAUGAAUCUAUUUUCAUCACAAUUGUCCGCGGUCUUGGCAGGGCGCGGAUGAUUAAAGAAGUUACUAAAGUCGUUGAUUUGGUUUCAAGGUUUAAUAAGGCGCCAUCCCUUAAAAUUUUUAAUGCCAUUCUUGACGUUCUUGUUAAGGAAGAUAUUGAUUUGGCAAGAGCAUUUUAUAGGAAGAAGAUGAUGGCAAGUGGGAUUCAAGGUGAUGAAUACACUUAUGGUAUUUUGAUGAAGGGUCUUUGCUUGACCAAUAGGAUUGGUGAUGGUUUUAAGGUCUUGCAAGUUAUGAAAUCUCGGGGUGUAAAGCCGAGUAGUGUGAUUUAUAACACGUUGCUUCAUGCACUUUGCAAAAAUGGAAAAGUUGGGAGGGCAAGGAGUUUGAUGAAUGAGAUGCGGGAACCCAAUGACGUAACUUUUAACGUGUUGAUAUCUGCUUAUUGCAAAGAAGAGAAUUUAGUUAAUGCUCUUGUGUUAUUGGAGAAAUGCUUUAAUUUUGGCUAUGUACCUAAUAUUGUCACUGUUACUAAGGUUGUGGAACUUCUAUGCAAUGCAAGCCGUGUAACGGAAGCUGUUGAAAUUUUUGAGAGAGUAGAGAGCAAGGGAGGUGUAAUUGAUGUCACUGCUUAUAACACCUUGAUAAAGGGUUUUUGUAGAUUAGGGAAGGCGAAAGUUGGGCAUCGGUUUUUGAAAGAGAUGGAGAGGAAGGGUUGUCUUCCGAAUGCAGACACAUAUAAUAUAUUGAUUUCUGGUUUUUGUGAAUCUGAGAUGUUGGAUUAAGCUCUUGAUAUGUUUAAUGAUAUGAAAACAGAUGGGAUCAAUUGGAACUUUGUUACAUAUGAUACAUUAAUUAAGGGUUUGUGCUCAGGAGGGAGGAUAAAAGACGGGUUUAAGAUUUUAGAACUGAUGGAGGAUGGUAAAGAGGAUUCCAAGGGCCGCAUUAGUCCAUAUAAUAGUGUGUUGUAUGGUUUGUACAAGGACAAUCAACAGGAUGAAGCACUUAGGUUUCUAACAAACAUGGAAAAGUUAUUCCCAAAAGCUGUUGAUAGAAGCUUAAGGAUAUUAGGCUUUUGUGAGGAUGGUAGCAUAGAUAACGUGAAAAAGGUCUUCAAUCAGAUGACUGAAGAAGGGGGAGUUCCAAAUGUUCUUGUUUAUGAUUGCUUAAUCCAUGGUUUUUGCCGAAAAGAGCACGUGCGAGAAGCAUUUGAACUAAUGAAUGAGAUGAUUGAGCAUGGCUAUUUUCCAGUUGCAUCGACAUUCAAUGCUCUGAUUAGUGAGUUUUGCAGGCAAGGAAAUGUUGUGACAGCUUUGAAGCUGAUGGAGGAUAUAGUAAGGAGAGGCUCUGUACCUGAUAGAGAAAGUUAUAAUCCUUUGAUUGAUGCUUUUUGUAGGAAGGGAGAUAUCCAGAAUGCUCUGAAGAUCUUCUCACACAUGGUUGAGAAAGGUUUCCUUCCAGAUUAUUCAACAUGGAACUCUUUGCUUCUUUGUCUUAGUCAACAAACAAUAUGGUUAGAGAGCAAGAAUAUGUCCAAUCUAAACAAAUUAUUGCAAUAGAUUAUAAAGACUUGAAUCAUCAU